AUGGUACAAGAUGCAUUUCAGCAGAAGAAAGAGCACAUCUUGGCUGAAAUUAAAAGCAGCUCACUUGACCUGUCUCCCAAGGGCACUAUUGAUGAGCUCUGUUUUCCAAUCAUGAAUCUCAUCAACUCACACAUGGACAUGGUGACGACAUCUUCCUGUUCAGGCCGUCUCAGUGUUUUUGUAGAGGGCAAUAAGGUUCAUGACAAAGAAAUUAAGACCGGAGGCAAGGGCGAGGGCGGGAAGUGGCUUUUUGUAACUCACGAUCGUGAGCAGGUCAAGUCCUGGUUUGAAAAGUUGGAAGAGCCUGUAUCAUUCCAGCCCGACUACAACCCGGGGUAUAUGGAUGCCUCUACAAGGUAUAUUUUAUACAAAUACGAACCCUUUAUCCUGCACGUUAAAUGCCGCGAUUUUCGCAGCGCUUCUGCGUUAUUCAACACUGCCAUGUCGUGUGGGUUCCGUGAAAGUGGUAUCGGAAGCAACAACAUCGUAGCGCUGAGAGUCAACAUCAAGUUAGAUGUACCGAUUGGCUACUUGAACGAACUAACAAGUAAGCUAGUCUUUUUUGUUGAUUCAAAAUACAUUGAGCUGAUGGAUCACAUCACCUUGGGCAAGUUUACCGAAAACGAGAACAAGAUGCAGGAGCUAUACAAAAAAAUAGAGGCUCAUAUACUGAAGGCUCCCCUUGAGACUCCAAAAGAUUUAGAUAAGGUUGAAACGAAAGAAGAGCGCAGAGAACGCAAAAUUAAAGAGGGCCUCCUUAGGCAAAAAAUGGUUCGGAGUCAAGACACCCAGAACUAG
Molecule: messenger RNA, 798 nt
Organism: Lachancea thermotolerans CBS 6340
Lineage: Eukaryota; Fungi; Ascomycota; Saccharomycetes; Saccharomycetales; Saccharomycetaceae
Gene: TYW3
Product: tRNA methyltransferase TYW3
Exons: 1
Coding region: 1-798 (265 amino acids)
Biological process (GO): tRNA methylation
Cellular component (GO): cytoplasm
Molecular function (GO): tRNA methyltransferase activity
Source: RefSeq, a predicted model, not a curated record